Molecule: messenger RNA, 1984 nt
Organism: Planococcus citri (citrus mealybug)
Lineage: Eukaryota; Metazoa; Arthropoda; Insecta; Hemiptera; Pseudococcidae
Product: dynein axonemal heavy chain 3-like
Exons: 11
Coding region: 1-1932 (643 amino acids)
Biological process (GO): microtubule-based movement
Cellular component (GO): dynein complex
Molecular function (GO): dynein intermediate chain binding; dynein light intermediate chain binding; minus-end-directed microtubule motor activity
Source: RefSeq, a predicted model, not a curated record
AUGACUAUUAGAACUGAGUUGAAUAGGAUCCUUUCCACUACAGGAUCUCGCAAAUUAGCAAUAACAACGGCUACUUUGGAAGUAUUUCAGAAAGCUAAAAAGCUCGUAUCGAUUAGUAAGAAAAUACCUAGUUAUUUUUUAGAUUAUAAAGAUAUAUUUCGAGUAUUCAGUGGUAUAGGACUUAUGUCAGCUCAUAAGUGCCAAGGUGUCGACGAGCUAUUCCGAUUAUGGGUCCACGAAUUGAUGAGAGUUUUCGGGGAUAAAUUCGAAACCGACGUAAUGAGGUUAAAUGACAAUUCACCUAGAGAAGAAUUACUCAAAUCUAUCAAAUCCUCGUCCUGCCAACACCUUCGUCAAAGGGUUGAACAAUACAUGAGUCAUCUUAUAAGCCCUGGGCAAUCUUCUCUGCAAGCGCGAGAUCUGAGGAAUUUAUUUUUUUGCAAUUUCGUUUCACACGAGCACAAAUAUUACGACGAAGUUACAAAUACCACCUCGUUAAUGGCAGAUUUGAAAAACUUGACGAAGCAGCACGCUUCAACGUACUCGAUUCCGGACUCGUGCAUUUUAUUCAAAUACGCUUUGGAAUGCAUUUCGAGCGUCGUGCGAGCUUUUCAGAAGGACAAAGGACAUGUCGUAAUGGUCGGAGUGAACGGUAGCGGGCGCAAGACGAUUUUAAAAUUGGCAGCGAUGGUCGUUCAACUCAACAUUUACCAAAUCGAGUCCGAUUCAAACUAUGAUAUUGAACAAUGGCAAAACGAAUUGAAAAAUUUGUUAAUGACUGCUGGAAUGGGUAAUAAACAGUAUGUACUUCUACUAUCUGAUGAUCAGUUACGCGAUGAACGAUAUUUCGACCACAUCAAUACCAUCAUGAGCACCGGUGAUAUUUCCUACAUAUACAAUUCGGAAGAAAAAUCUUCCAUAUUGAAUAAAAUGAUGGAUUUGGCUCACGAAGAGGGUAGUAAAAUCGAUACAGCUCCGGCUACCAUGUAUAAUUUCUUCAUCGAGAGGCUGAAACGUAAUUUGCACAUUGCUAUAGUUAUGAAUCCAGCGAAUCCUUUCUAUUUCAAUAGAUUGCACAUGAUACCUUGUAUUUUGAAAUGUUCGUCUUUUAUAUGGUCGUCUUCGUGGCCUGAAGAUGCGUUAGAAGAAUUUGCGAAUGAGAUGCUUCAAAAAACUUCGCUCUCGGAGCAUCCCCAGUUGCUGAAAGAUGGCGUGAAAUUCUGUAAAAUAAUUCAUCAAAGUGCUAUUAGACAUACCGACAGAUACAACGAAGAAAACAAGAGUAAUUUCUACGUUUCGUCUCAUACCUAUAUUAAAUUCCUAUCAACUUUUCAUACCUUAUACAAGAAUAAAAUCGAAGAAAUAUCAUCGAAAAAGAAUCGAUACAAGCAAGGAUUAGAGAAGCUCAAUUUUACAGCCGAUCAGGUAGUACAAAUGCAAAACGAACUUCAAAUUCUGAAACCUAAAUUACUGGUCACUUCGGACGCCACAGAAAAACUUAUGAUCAAAAUAGAACAAAACACAGUCAACAUAGAAACUGCCAAAGAGAUCGUAGCUGCUGACGAAGCACUAGCUAACGAAGCAGCUGCAGCAUCCCAAGCAAUCAGAGACGACUGUGAAAGUGAUUUAUCAGAAGCUGAACCAGCUCUCUUUAGCGCCACCAAUGCUCUAAAUACACUGAAGUCGUCAGAUAUCACCGUGAUAAAAGCUAUGAAAAAUCCACCAUCGAUAGUAAAACUGGUUUUAGAAGCAGUCUGUGUGAUGAAAGCGAUGAAACCAGAACUGAAAACCGAGGUGACUGGCGUUACAAUGGAGGAUUAUUGGCCUUCAUCGUUGAAAUUACUCAGCGACGCGAAAUUUUUAGAAAAUCUGAAAUAUUACGAUAAAGAAAACAUAGAUUCUGAUAUCAUGUCCACCAUACGAGAAAGGUAGGUAUUUUGAAUGCAUACUCUGCAGCAUCCAUAACGUUGAGGUAAUCUCUCUU